CGACCGCUCUACUUCGCCUACGGCUCGAACCUCUCCCCCUCCCAAAUGGCCACUCGCUGCGUCCACAGCCCCGCGUCCUCGGUGCCCCUCGCCAUCGCGCGGCUGCCGCACUGGCGCUGGCUCAUCUGCGAGCAGGGCUAUGCGAACGUCCUCCCGCCGCCGGACCUGCGCGUCGGCCCGCAGACGGGGGUGCGGGGCGACGAGGUGCCGGUGGCCGGGGCGGAGGAGGCGGUCUACGGGGUGCUGUAUGCGAUGGACGAGAGGGAUGAGAGGCUGUUGGAUGGGUUCGAGGGGGUGGAUUGGGAUGCGCCGGCCGCGGGUGGGUCGGGGGAUGGGAGGAAGGGCGCUGCAGUGGCGCCGUCACCGUCACUGAGUGUCCGGCCAAGGGAGCAGGGGCAGGGAGACUACAAUAAGUGGGUGGUGGAGGCGGAAGUAGUGCAGUGGUUGGAGGGUCAGAGUCGGGACGGUGGGAGCAGCAGCAGCAGCAGCACUGUACCCGUGUUGGUGUAUGUGGAUGAGUUGAGGGUCAACUUGGGCCCGCCCAAGGACGAGUAUAUCCCGCGGAUGAACCGCGCCAUUCGCGAGUCGGUCGCUUUGGGGCUUCCGGAGAAGUGGGCCGAGGAGGUUAUGAGGCCGUCUAUCCCU
Molecule: messenger RNA, 645 nt
Organism: Aspergillus japonicus CBS 114.51
Lineage: Eukaryota; Fungi; Ascomycota; Eurotiomycetes; Eurotiales; Aspergillaceae
Product: gamma-glutamylcyclotransferase family protein
Exons: 1
Molecular function (GO): gamma-glutamylcyclotransferase activity
Source: RefSeq, a predicted model, not a curated record